AGUUCAGUGAAACUAGGACAUCUAUGCAAAUGUGAGGGAGCUGGGCUGAAGGAAGCAGCACAAAGGAAGGUGAGAAGAGUGGACACUGGCAAGAGAUCAGCCUCUUUCCUGGUUUCCCUGACACCAUGGACAGUUCCAAUUAACUAAGGCACCUCACCACCCUUGGGGCCCUGCGAAUCCUAUGCUCCCUUCCUGUCAAAUUGGGAUUUUAUCCACCGUUCUCCAAGGGACACUGAAGUUACAUUCUAGUUCCGGUGUCAGGAUCAGUAGCUCCUCUGGGUAUGCCUCUCCUGCAAGGUACUGUGGGGGUGGAAGACCUUGUUCUCCUGGAACCCCUGGUGGAGGAGUCUCUGCUCAAGAACCUUCAGCUUCGCUAUGAAAAUGAGGAGAUUUAUACCUACAUUGGGAAUGUGGUGAUCUCAGUGAAUCCCUACCAACAGCUGCCCAUCUAUGGCCCAGAGUUCAUUGCCAAAUACCAGGACUAUACCUUCUAUGAGCUGAAGCCCCAUAUCUAUGCACUGGCAAAUGUGGCAUAUCAGUCACUGAAGGACCAGGACCAAGACCAGUGUAUCCUCAUCACAGGCGAGAGUGGAGCUGGGAAGACUGAGGCUAGCAAGCUGGUGAUGUCUUACGUGGCCGCUGUCUGUGGGAAAAAGGAGCAGGUUAACUCUGUGAAGGAGCAACUGCUUCAGUCAAACCCCGUGCUGGAGGCUUUUGGCAAUGCCAAGACCAUUCGCAACAACAACUCCUCUCGAUUUGGAAAAUACAUGGAUAUUGAAUUUGACUUCAAGGGAUCCCCCCUCGGUGGCGUCAUCACAAACUAUCUGCUUGAGAAAUCCCGAGUGGUGAAGCAGCUCAAAGGAGAAAGGAACUUCCACAUCUUCUAUCAUCUACUGGCUGGAGCAGAUGCACAACUACUGAAGGCCCUCAAGCUCGAGCAGGAUACAAGUGGCUAUGCCUAUCUGAACUGGGACGUGUCCAGAGUGGAUGGAGUGGACGAUGCCUCCAACUUCAGGGCUGUACAGAGUGCAAUGACAGUAAUUGGAUUUUCGGAGGAGGAGAUUCGACAAGUGCUAGAGGUGACGGCCCUGGUGCUGAAGUUGGGAAAUGUGGAGCUGGUGGAUGAGUUCCAGGCCAAUGGGAUACCAGCAAGUGGCAUCCGUGAUGGGAGAGGUGUUCGGGAGAUAGGGGAGAUGGUGGGUUUGAAUUCAAAGGAUCUAGAGAGAGCUUUGUGCUCGAGGACCAUGGAAACGGCUAAAGAAAAGGUGGUCACAGCACUGAAUGUUAUCCAGGCUCAGUAUGCUCGGGAUGCUCUGGCUAAGAAUAUCUACGGCCGCCUCUUCACCUGGAUAGUGAAUCGAAUCAAUGAGAGCAUCAAGGUGGGCACUGGGGAGAAGACGAAGGUAAUGGGAGUCCUGGAUAUCUACGGCUUUGAGAUAUUAGAGGACAAUAGCUUUGAGCAAUUUGUGAUCAACUACUGCAAUGAGAAGCUGCAGCAGGUGUUCAUCGAAAUGACCCUAAAAGAGGAGCAAGAGGAAUAUAAGAGAGAGGGUAUACCAUGGACAAAGGUGGACUACUUUGAUAACAGUAUCAUCUGUAACCUCAUUGAGCAUAAUCAGCAAGGUAUCCUGGCCAUGCUUGAUGAGGAGUGCCUGCGGCCUGGUGUGGUCAGUGACUCCACCUUCCUAGCAAAGCUAAACCAGCUCUUCUCCAAGCAUGGUCACUAUGAGAGCAAAGUCACACAGAAUGCCCAGCACCAGUAUGACCACACCAUGGGCCUCAGCUGCUUCCGCAUCUGCCACUAUGCAGGCAAGGUGACAUACAACGUGACCAGCUUUAUUGACAAGAAUAAUGACCUACUCUUCCGAGACCUGUCCCAGGCCAUGUGGAAGGCUCAGCACCCCCUCCUUCGGUCCUUGUUCCCUGAGGGCAAUCCCAAGCAGGCAUCUCUCAAACGCCCCCCAACUGCUGGGGCCCAGUUCAAGAGUUCUGUGGCCAUACUCAUGAAGAACCUGUAUUCCAAGAACCCCAACUAUAUCAGGUGCAUAAAGCCCAAUGAGCAUCAGCAGCGAGGUCAUUUCUCCUCAGAGUUGGUGGCAAUCCAGGCUCGGUACCUGGGGCUGCUGGAGAACGUGCGGGUGCGACGGGCAGGCUAUGCCUAUCGCCAGGGGUAUGGGCCCUUCCUGGAAAGGUACCGACUGCUGAGCCGAAGCACUUGGCCUCACUGGAAUGGGGGAGACCGGGAGGGGAUCGAGAAGGUCCUGGAGGAAUUGAGUGUGUCCUCAGAGGAACUGGCCUUUGGGAAGACAAAGAUCUUCAUUAGAAACCCCAAGACUCUUUUCUGCCUAGAAGAGCAGAGGCGCCUUAGACUCCAACAGCUGGCCACACUCAUACAGAAGAGUUACCGAGGCUGGCGCUGUCGCACCCACUACCAGCAGAUGCGAAAGAGCCAGAUCCUCAUUUCCUCUUGGUUUCGGGGCAACAUGCAAAAGAAAUGCUAUGGGAAGAUGAAGGCAUCAGCACUGUUGAUCCAGGCUUUUGUGAGAGGAUGGAAGGCCCGCAAGAAUUAUCGAAAAUAUUUCCGGUCAGGGGCUGCCCUCAUCUUGGCAAAUUUCAUCUACAAGAGCAUUGCACAGAAAUUCCUCCUGGGGCUGAAGAACAAUUUGCCAUCCACCAAUGUCUUGGACGACCAGUGGCCUGUUGCCCCUUACAAGUGCUUCAGCACAGCUAACCGGGAGCUGCAGAAGCUCUUCUACCAAUGGAAGUGCAAGAAGUUCCGGGAUCAGCUGUCUCCAAAGCAGGUAGAGAUACUGAGGGAAAAGCUCUGUGCCAGUGAACUGUUCAAGGGCAAGAAGGCUUCAUAUCCCCAGAGUGUCCCUAUUCCAUUCCACGGUGACUACAUUGGGCUGCAAGGGAACCCCAAGCUGCAGAAGCUGAAGGGUGGGGAGGAAGGGCCUGUUCUGGUGGCAGAGACUGUGAAGAAGAUCAAUCGUGGCAACGGCAAGAGUUCUCCUCGGAUUCUCCUCCUGACCAAGGGGCAUGUGAUUCUCACAGACAUCAAGAAGUCCCAGGACAAAACUGUUAUUGGGCUGGACAGUUUGGCUGGGGUGUCAGUCACCAGCCUCGAGGAUGGGCUCUUUAGCUUGCAUCUGAGUGAGAUGUCAUCACUGGGCUCCAAGGGGGACUUCCUGCUGGUCAGUGAACAUGUGGUUGAACUGCUGACCAGAAUGUACCGGGCUGUGCUGGAUGCCACCCAGAGGCAGCUUCCAGUCACUGUGACUGAGAAGUUCUCAGUGAGGUUCAAGGAGAGCAGUGUGGCCGUUAAGGUCAUCCAGGCCCCUGGAGGUGGUGGGAACAGCAAGCUAAGCUGCAAGAAGAAGGGGAGUCAUCUGGAGGUGACCGUGCAGUGAGGAGGUGGGAGCCUAACACAGGGAGGCAGCUUCUUCCUCCUGGACCAGCACUAAUGCCCCUCCGCCUGCCUUUGCGGGAGAAUCUCAUGUCUCACCCCUCUGAUCAUAGGGUGGGGAUUGGAGAUUGGAGAACCCUUGAAGAGGA
This is a messenger RNA of Galeopterus variegatus (Sunda flying lemur), 3555 nucleotides long. It is a transcript of the gene MYO1A, whose product is annotated as myosin IA. Lineage: Eukaryota; Metazoa; Chordata; Mammalia; Dermoptera; Cynocephalidae. The transcript is spliced from 29 exons. Gene Ontology annotation, molecular function: ATP binding; actin filament binding; microfilament motor activity. The record is from RefSeq and is a predicted model, not a curated record. Gene Ontology annotation, cellular component: myosin complex; vesicle; actin cytoskeleton. Gene Ontology annotation, biological process: sensory perception of sound; vesicle transport along actin filament; actin filament organization. Bases 282 to 3410 code for a protein of 1042 amino acids.